Molecule: messenger RNA, 3201 nt
Organism: Monomorium pharaonis (pharaoh ant)
Lineage: Eukaryota; Metazoa; Arthropoda; Insecta; Hymenoptera; Formicidae
Exons: 2
Coding region: 272-574 (100 amino acids)
Source: RefSeq, a predicted model, not a curated record
CGGUAUUUCGUCGCGUGACGCCGUGGCGUUCGCAUCGAUCCGGAGCGACGACGGCGCGGCACCGUAGGCGACGAACUGUAAGGGCGGAUAAGAGAGGCGCGCACGAGGGCCGAAAAUCAAUCCCGGUCAGCGUGUCGGUUUCUCGUGUUCGCGGCGAGGACAGCGGCGAUCAGCCUUCGAAGAGGGAUUGUCUCCUCGGGGCGGCGACGACAGAGAGAGCUGACGACGACGACGACGACGACGUUCGAGAGAGACUAGAUCGUCUGAAGCGAUGCUGAAGAAGUUCCUCGGCAAGUCCGGUCGCAGGAUUCUGCGGGCGAUCAAGAAGCUGUCCACCAGAAGCCGCAAGGCCAAGAGGUCAUCGCGCAACCCCAGCUCCUGGCACACGGCGAUCCCGGACCUGGAGACCACCUCGCUCUCGUGGUCCCUGCCGUCCCUGGACGCCAAGAGCAUCGACACGUACAUGACGUACGUCGGCGAGAACCAGGAUGACUGCACGUCCAACUGUUGCUGCUGCGACGAGUACGAGGAGAACCAGAGGAACGAGAACCGGGAGAACGAGAUGAUAAUCUAACGUCCAUGCCGCUAGGCGGGCGUCGCGGAUACCGGCGCCCUCGGCUCGAGUUUGUCCCGCGAUCGAAUUCGCCGGCCGAAUCGUCCAUCCCGGCGAGGGUGGCGAUGUGAAUCGUACGCGCGUCGUUCGAAACGAAUAUUUAACCCUUAACUGGUGAGUACGAGUACUCGAAGUUUACCCCCUGUUCUUUUUUUCUCCCCCCCCCCCCCCACAACGACGUUUCGUUUUUCGGCGCGAUGAUUGUAGUGCAAUGACUGUACCAAAGAGAACGUCUAUCGGGACCUGCAACCGGUUAAGGGUUAAUCACGAUCCCUCCGUAAUCCGUUCCACACUCGCACACACACAGACACAUACACGAGCGCUUUUUAAUAAAAUCUCCAUUAUUUAUCUUAUUUUUCGAUAGAUACGUGUCGAGAAGCUCGUACAGCACAGAAAGAUUGCAAAAAUAUUUCAUUGCGAGGUAACAGAAACGUCGCAAUGGUCGAGCGUUGCGGCAAUAUUACAAGGCAAUGUGCUUUAGCGUUUCCAAAUAUUGGAUUAACACGUUUUUUCAAGAAUAUCACGUGUCCCCGCAUUAACUUUUAAACAGAAGAAUAAAAAUACAAAAAAAUGUACUAUCAAAAUCUCAUUUACUUCAGUCUCCGGACUCAAUUUUGGUAAAUAAUUUUUAGAAUGCAUUUGAAAAAUCUUAUAAUGUUGCGCGUCUUAUAUUCCAUCUCGUGGUUCUUUAAUUAGAAUUUUUUAAUUAACUUAAUUAGUGUAACUCCGUCCAUCGGGGCGGCUGCUCGCGGUCAUAAAGUAUACAAGACAUUAAUUCAGCGGACAUUGCUGAAAUAAAAUCGCAAAGAAAGCCUGUGCACGCUUCUGCGCUGUACGGGGGGGGGGGAUGGAAGACGCUCUGUGGCUGGACCGCGGAUUAUAUAAUUAUAGCCGUAAUCUCAAUUCCCCCGGCGUAUCGUCGAAAGAUAAGAACGCGAGGAGGAGAGAUGACGUUUUAUUUCCAGUUUUAGUCUUCCAGUCUAGAUUUAUAUUUUCCAGCCUGUAUAUUUUUCCACAGCGCGAGUCGCUGACGCGCGGCUCGCGCUCGCCCCGAUCUCAUUUAGCGCCAUUAAUUUCACAAUACAGCCGUAUCUUACGUAUUACUUUAUUUAUUACCGCGUAUAAACCGACCGCGAUUGUUGACGACGGGUCUAUGUUUCCUUUUCUCUUCUUUCCCCUUCUCUCUUCCGUUUCUUUUCGUCGCGCAAAAGUAGAGAAAGGAGCGGCGCGACCCCGCUCCGCGCGUCAUCGUCUCUUUCGACAUAGAGAAUAGCAAUAUGUGACGUAGUACAAAAAAAUAUAUACAUGUGUAUAUAUAUAUAUAUAUAUAUAUAUAUAUCGCCUAGCGUGUUAUCGACGAACGUUCGCGCGCGUCCCGGAGAAUGACGUCCAGAAUUUAAUAGGACUUUUCCAUCCGUCAACCGCGCGGCGACGGUUUUAUCAUAUCGGGUCUAACUUGUGGAUCACUAUUUUGCAAUAUCACGUGUUUUUCGGUGUCACGAAUCGUUUUUUUUUUUUUUUUUUAGGUGACCAAUUACUCUCGCGAGCCCGUCCGCGAGUACGGAUGUCCCAGACACGCACCAGCACGCGGCGGGACACUUUACUGUCCAGAUAAUUUAUAUAUAUAUACUAUAUAUCUCUAAUUGUGAACCCCGAGGAGAGAGAUUUCUCGAGCGAUUAAACUAGCGAUUAGAAUUGAACAAUCACGAUAUUUAGGAUAGGAACCGGGGGGAAAAUUGAAAUUCCACCCACUUCUUUCACUUAACCACACACCGACGCAUUUGUCUGUCCGCGGCACCCGGGGCUUUAUACGAAUCAAAAUGUCAGAGAUUCGAUCGAGUAGGGCACACCUCGAUUAUAUGCCCCCCCUCCCUCCUCCCCGCUAUUUAUCCGGGGCACAGAUGAGAUUUCUAAGAAACAAAAAGUUUUCGACUUUUUCGAUUCACGCAGUGUCACUUUUACUUGUAUAAUUGUCCUAGAUGUUCGAUACAUUUCGCGCGGUCGAGGUGCAUCCGUUAUAUUAGUCAGCCGAUACAACCGACCCUCGAUACAGGGUAUUAAACUUGUUGGAGUUUUCAAUUCCGAAGGGGGAGAGCCGCGCAUUUACCUAAAAAACACGAGCCAUUUUUAUAAUUCUAAAACGAUUCUACGAACGAUCCUCUUACGUAAGAUUUAUUUUGAGUAUUUACGUUUCGCCGAAUAUCGAGGGUAUACUUAUGCAAUAAGUCGCACCGGCCUGAUCACUCGUACCGAGUUCUUCUAUUUCCGAUCGUUUCCGGCACCUUUGCUCAAGGCGCGCAAAAGUCAAUCUUCACCCAAAAAGUAUCGAGAUACGUUUCCAUUCUUCCUACCGGGUUGAUUUGUAAAAGGAAGAAGAAGAAAAUAAAAAAAGAAAAGAAAAGAAGAGCUUUAAUGACUUACAAUCUAUAUGUAUAGAUGCAGAAUUUAUAUAUAUACAAAGAGGAAUUAUUAAAAAAUAUGGAUGUACAAUAUGGAUGAUGCGUGUUGAUAUACUUUAUCGUCUCGAUAAGGCUGUGACUUUGUAAAGCGGAUGUGAGUGUCGUAAAUAAAAAUGGUUUUAUUGACAA